Cavia porcellus (domestic guinea pig) is the source of this 20770-nucleotide messenger RNA. It is a transcript of the gene Helz, whose product is annotated as helicase with zinc finger. NCBI's taxonomy places the organism in Eukaryota, Metazoa, Chordata, Mammalia, Rodentia, Caviidae. Gene Ontology annotation, biological process: regulatory ncRNA-mediated post-transcriptional gene silencing. Gene Ontology annotation, cellular component: P granule; cytosol. The coding region runs from base 8765 to 13504 and encodes 1579 amino acids. Gene Ontology annotation, molecular function: metal ion binding; helicase activity; protein binding. The transcript has 23 exons. The record is from RefSeq and is a predicted model, not a curated record.
UUUCCCUGAUGCAAUGUAUUCAAAGGCAACAUUAAAAAGAUAUGUAUUGGCCCCUAAGUGUUCCCAGGAUAAGGAAGGAAAAAUGAGAAAAGUCUAAAUUAAUGGAUUCAUUUACUGUGUAAUGGGUUUAGAAUGGUUCACUCUGUGCCCUGGUUUGUUCAUUCAGUCACUGGGCAAAUCUUGCUUUGAGAUCCUCUAAAUUUAUUUGAGUCAAAAGGUAUGUUUUGGUCUAUCAUUUUUUUUUUUUAAUGAGAUGAUUUUAGCACAAUAAAAUCUUUCAGUCUUAGUUUUGUAGAAUGCCUUUUUAAUGGUAAUUGUAUGUACACUUUCAAUGUCUGUUACCAUGUCUUACUGACUGGCAAAUUAGCUUUGUUGACAUUAAUACAUUCUUUGGGAAUGAAAGUCCUUAGGAUAAGUCUUCAUAAGUCAGUUUGUAUGUCCACUACUGUUAAGGAGAUCAGGGUACCUUUAAUGGGAUCCACUUUGUUUUUGGAAAGAGAUCCCUGGUUUUUGUAAGCACCUGCAAAAGAUGAUUUGCUAUUUUAUAAGUUGUUGUGUUAUUGCCUAUAUGUAAAUUUUAUGCCUAGAUUCAACAGGCUUUUGAUUGAAUUCAUAGGUACUUUAUUUUAUUUAAUAAACGCUUAAGUAUUUAACACUUUAUGACAUAGCUAAGUUUUAUGAAACUUGCUAUUACUUAUACCUGACCAUAAUGUGGAGGAUAUUUUUCAUUAUAUACCACAGUAUCCCAUUUAUGAGAACCUAGAAAAAGUUGUUUUUUUCCUGGGCAAAUGAUUUGAUUUUAUUGUUUGGACAUAGUGAACAGAUGGAGUUAGUCUGUCUCCUUUUUUAACUGCUAGGUGAGGUUAAAGAAACAUUUGUGUUCAAAUUUUACAGUUAGGCAACAUAUUCCUGUAUGUGUGUUAAUAUUACCAAGACUUUAUUUUACCUUGAUUUUCUUUUACUUUGAUUCUUUUUAAAUGUUUGUAUUUUGUAAUAUGCUAUUCAGUACUCUUGGAAUCAAAGUAAGUUAAUUUCCAUAGUAAAAUAGAUAUGAGAGUUAAUAAAGUAAAAAUAAAAGCAUAGGGUUAGGCAAAUUUUUUCUACGAAUAUUCUUUCUAGUAAAUAUUUUAGGUGUUACAGGACAAAGGGUUUCUGUCAUAGUUGUUCAGUCUGCGUUGUGAGAAAGCAGCCAGAGGUGGGACUGUAUGUAAACAAAUGGGUGUGACUAUGUUCCACUAGAAUCUUGUUUUCACAAACAACAGUGUGUUGGAUUGGGCUCAGUGCUAUAGUAAGUUGCUUUCAGUGUCCAGAAUUUUAGGACUAUGUAGUAAUGAAAAACACACUUUUUAAAUUAUAAGAUUUGCUUGGGUGGGUAGGACACGGUACUGGGGAUUGAACUCAGGAUCCACACACUGAACUACAUCAUUAACUCUUUUAUUUUGAGACAGGGUCUUGCUAAGUUGCCCAGGCUGUGAUCUUCCUGCUUCAGGCUCCCAGAGUCAGGUCUGGUUUGCAAGGAGUUUCAAAUCAUAAGGAGAGACCCUUAUUUAUUCCCUACUCAAAUAUAAGUUGUAAUAGAUGCUCUUGGUUUAUCUGUGGGUUGUAUUUUAAAAGUUCGCAUUUAUUUAUUUAUUUAUUUAUUUAUUUAUUUUUUUGUCUUUUUCAUUUUUUAUCGGUACCAGGGAUCGAACUCACGACCGCCUGCUUGCAAGGCAGGUACUUAUGCCACUGAGCUAAAUCCCCAGCCCCAAAAGUUCGCAUUUAGAUUGGUGAUCUCUUAACUCAUGACUAAUUUUUCUAAAGAAACGUCAAGAAUUCAUACUAGUUAAUAAAAACUAAUUAAUAACCAAAAAUGUUAAAUGUAUUCAGAAAACAAAUUGAAGUGAAAGUGAUAUUCCUAAAACCGCCAAUAAUGAGAAAAGAUGAAGAAGAGAGUUUUUAAAAGGGCACUUUAACUGGGUACAGAACAGUGAGACUUAGGUUGACUGCUUUUGUCUCAGCUUUGUGCCACUUUUCUAGUUGGAGAGGAAGAACAGUAGAUAAAAUUUAGAGUCAAAUAGAAUUGGAUUUGAAUCCUAAUUUUUGUCCAUAUUACCACUAUGACCCUGGGUAGAAUACUUAAUAUCUGAAUUUCAUUAGGAAGCAUCUGUAAAUUUGGGCUUAUAAUAUGAGAGGAUUUUGAGGACUAGAAAUAAACCUUGGGCCGGAGAUUGAGCUUUGUGGCACAAGUGCCUGCCUGGCAAGUGUGAGGUUGUGAGUUUGAUUCCUGGUACCAAAAAGAAAAAAAAGAAACAAUUGAAAAACUCAAGAAAUAAGCCUCACAUAAUGUUUGGCUGUAGUAGGCAUUUAGUGAUUAUAUGAAAAAGAUUAUUCAAGAGGAUUAGUGUUUUGAGUCUGAUAACUAGAGAAAUAGUUCUAAGAAAUUAUUUUACAAAAAUAAUUGAAAAAUUAAGCUUUUUUUUUUUUUUAGUAAGGCAGGAUCUUGCUGUGUAGUUCAGAGUGGCCUCAAACUCGUGGGUGGCCUCAAACUUGAGGUAAUUCUCCUGCCUCGGUCUCCCAAGUGUUGGGAUUAUAGGUAUGCGUCAUUAUGCCUGGCCAGCAUUUUGUUGAAUUAAUUUGGAAAACAUUAAAAUAAUUUCCCAUAGUGAAACUCCUUUUGCAAUAAUAGGAAAAGUAAAUAUUACUAGAUAGCAGUAUAAAUUGUACACAUUCUAGUUUCUGAUAUAAGCAUUUAUUUGUUUGCUUAUUUAUUUAUUUUGCAAUGUUGGUGAUGACCUAAUGUUCUAAUUUUUACCUUUAUGUUUAAAAAUUUCCCUACUCUUCUUUAAGUUGAUGUCCUUGAAAAUAUCAUCAUUUUUUGUAAGUUCCUAAAUUUUGUUUCAUUUCAUUUUGUUUUGUUUUUUGAGAUAGGUUUUACUGUGUAGUUCAGGCUGGCCUUGAAUGCACUGUGUCACCCAAACUGGCCUCGUACUCACAUGAUGCUCCUGUCUAAGCCUUGAAAGUGCCAGAAUUACAGGUGUGGGCCACCUCACCUGGCCUUACAUUUUUUUUUUUAUUGCAUGAUUACAUAUUUUUCAGUGUGAUUGUGUACUGAGUCCUAACAGAAUUGUGGAGAAAUAAAAGCAGGAUGUAAAUAAUAUUUGUUUGCUGCUUAUUUCUUAGUACUAGUCAGUAGUUUUCAUUAUCAAAGCAGAGUUUUAUGAGCAAAAAUUUGAGAACAGAAAUCUUUCUACAGUUAAAAUUUAUAAAACAUUGUGAAUCAUAAAGAUGUAAAGUGGAAGUAUCAUUUUGUAUCAUUUCAUAUUAAUACUUACAUGGACCACAUUUAGUGAUACUGAGCCAAAUUUCUACAUUGUUAGAUUGUUGCAGUGUACCUGCCCAGCUCAUUUUACUUCCAGCCUCAGCCAGUUCAUUCUUGGACUUUCUGGGUAUGUGAUUAGGAGAAAAAUGUCAUUCCAGGUUUAGAUGGGACAAAUACAGUUGGAAAUUGAAUUAGAUCUGGGGUCCUUCUUGUUUCCAUACAGUCUUUAUUUCAUUAUAAAUUAUAAUUUAGUUUUACAAUACAAAUUUAGUGAUGGUGUGCAACUAAUUUGAAUGAGAAAUAUCUUUAUUGCUUCUUCCAUUUGACUAUUCAUUGAUUAGUCAAAGUUUUGUCUUUAAAUUAAUUCUGGAAUUUUUUUCCCAUAAAGUUGUAGAUUUAGACCAUGCUGGGCCACCUUUUAGUUUAGUUCAGUGUUUCCUAAACUGUGUUCUAGUGAAAAUCAUAGCAACACCUAUGGUAAAGACGUGCAUGUAUACAGAAGUGUGGAAAUGCUUCUUGCUGCGUUUCUGUCUUAGAUUUACAGUGUGCCAGAGUGAUUGAAAACUCUUAGUAGGUAUCAGACUUCAUUAGUGUAUGACUCACUGAAACUCAAAAUGAAGUUAUAUGCAGCUUGGAUUUCCACAAUUUGUUGUUCAGUAUCAAACUAAAAUUUGUUUUUUAAAGUUAAUUCUAAUUUGAGUUGAAUAAAGAAAAGAAAACAACAUAAUUUUUCUGUUUUAUUGUAAUAUCUAAUGUAUCUAGAGCUUUCUAUUUUAUAGGCUGUUGAAUGAAUUUUUUUUCUAGUUGUAUGACAAUCCUACAGACUACUCAAGAAACACUUAUAACUAACAUUUUUUGCCCAGUUUUUUUCUUUGCUGGUGAGAUCCAGGUUCAGAAAAUGACAUGUACUAGAAGUUUUUUUUUUGGAUUAAAAUUGGAGAUAUGUCUUCUUAAAAACAUGUGACAAAAGGCAUCUACAAAAGAAGGAAAUUAGUGAGUUUUUCCCUUGCUUAGAAAACAAAUUGAAUUAUACUUUAUACCACAACUUUGAUUAAUGGAAGUUUUUGCAUUGAAAUAUCAGUUUGGAAUUGUGUUGUGAAUAUCUGGAGGCAACGUGUUGAAAAUUUAUUCAUAUGGUUAGAUCUAAAAGCUUGAUGUACUCUAUAUUUCUUUGAGUCUAGCAGGACAUGUUAACAUCAUAUAAAAUUUUACUAUGACUUAAAGCAAUUUCCAACUGCCAAAGUUGUUGGUAAAUUAAGAAUGUAUUAUAUACCUGUAUCUAUGUAAUAUGUGAUCAGAAAAGCAAUAGAAAAAUAGAUUUUAACUUAUUCUUUAUUUAUUGUUCGAUUUUUUUGAGAUACGAUCUUGAUAUGUAUUUUAAACUGGCCUUAAACUCACUAUAUAGCCAAGGUUGGCCUUGAACUCAUGGCUCCUCUUGCCUUAGGGCUGAGAUUAUAGGCAUGAGCCACCAUGCCAAGACCGAACAGAUUAAACAAACUCAUCAGUAAAAGUUAUAUGUAACUGAGAAGAAAUAUGUAGGAACUUUGAGCUAUUCCUAUGUCACACGCUGCUGUUCUAAUUUUUUGUUAACCUCUUUAGUAAAGAGAGUGAAAUUAGGGACAGACAGCAAAGAGACAGUAGCUAACAGUUUUGGGGAAGGGAAGAAUACUGAGCUGGAUGGUGGAAGUGGUAGUUUGGGAUUACUUCGGCAUUUUAUAUAAUUGUUACGACAGUCACGAUAUUUUCUGUUAAAGAGUAUGAGAAAAAUAAAGAGUAUGGUAUCUGAUUUGUGAAAUAGAAGCAUUUCAUUUUAUUUUCUGUAAGUCUUAGAAACAUUUAACUCUUUUAAAUAAAUUUUGUAUUUAACACACAUUUUGCAUUUACCUUACGUGUCAGGUCUACUUCUGGGGACUUAGAUCACUAAGUACUUUCUCCUUUAAAAAGUUUUCUUUGUCACUCUACAAGCUUUUGAGUUAAAGAUAUUUUUUGAGAUAACUGCAUUACAUGUUUAAAGUAAACCUCAGGAUGCUGUAUUAGAAUAACUUUAUAGCUGAACUGAGCAUCUGCUGUUCUCAAUAUCAGAAGAGUGGGGAAAUUUUGAAGUAUGUCUUGUGUCAGAAUGUUUAUUCUAGUCUUGAAUUUUGUUUUUGAUGGCAGCAGUCCUUUUAUUAGCUUUAAUAGAUUAGAUAUAUUCUAAUUAACUUUAAUUUUUUCUUAUUUAUUUCUCUUAAAAUGUAUUUCUAGUUUCUGUUUACCAUAUCUUGGGAAGAAAUUCCAUAGAUUUAUAAUUUCUGAUGGGUUUACUUUGAUUUUUAUUCUUUUACACAUUGGUUCAUGAAUCACUGUUAACUGUUUUAGGUAUUUUGGUUCUAACUUAAACUCUUUUUGUCUUUCUAGAGUGUUUUAGCCUUCUGUAGGGUAUGGAAAGGUAUACAGCAGAGAUGUGCUGGCUCAGGCUGUCCUAGUAGUGUUGAUCUGGCUUAGAUGUUGGCAGGCAUGCAUAUACUGCAGACAGGGAAGACAGACAGACACAACGGCAGUCAUGUCAGUGUCCUCCCUAAAGAACUUCACCUCCCUCUCCCUUCCAUGUUUAAAGAGGCAUUCUGAAGACCUAGUGACCUUUAACUAGUAAAAAUUCCAUGGGUCAUUAAACAGGUAUAGUUCCUCCUUACAAGUGAAGGGAUGGAGGCAGAUUUCACAUAAAGUAGGGAAAGAGAAAUGCUUUUUUGUAAAACUGACCAUUUUAUAUUCAUGAUUUUUUGUAGUAGGGUAGAUGAGAUAAAAUUUAACAUUGAGAGUUGUUUUGGAAUUGUUACACUACUUCCUCAAGACACAUUUAAGAUUCCCUAAAAUUAAGAUUAGAAUCAUGGUACUAUAUAGGUAAAAUGAGGAAGAUACUGUUGCUUUUGCCAGUUUUUACCAAAAGUGAAUACUAGAGGCCAAGAGUAGCAAGACUUUCUGUAUAAUUUGGUUUGCAUAUUUAAUAGGUGCCUUAGUUACUUUUCUGAGGCAAAAUACUCAACACCCAAAGUUAAAGGAGGCAAGGUUUAUUUAGCUGAGAGUUUAUAGAGGUUUCGGGCCAUAAUUGACUGGUUUCAAGCCGGAAUGGCACUUGGCAGAGGGGCAACAGUUCAUGUGUGCAGAAGACGGCAAGAACGACAAAGGGGAGAAGGAGACAGACUUCUUUCUGUCCCUUAUGCAGGCUACCUGCUCUAGGGCAGGUGUCACUCACACCUUAAUCCCAGCACAGAGCCUUGAAUCAAUCACAAACUCUAGAUUCACCCACCUCCUAAAAAGCCUAAUACUACAUGAGGCUUUCGGGGGACAUCUAGACCCAAAUCAUAACAAUAGGUAGGCAAUAUGAAAAGCUUUCAUAAAAAGUUCUACAGUUUUAGGUUUGUUAUUGUCUCACCUAUUUAAUAAUCAGUUAAGAAUAACUAGUGACUUCUUUUUUUGACAUGGUACUGCAAGUUGAAUCCAUGACCUUCCAACUGAGUUAAUUUAAAAAUUUUUUUACAUAGGGGUUUGCUAAGCCAAAGUAGGCUUGAACUUGCAAACCUUUUGUCUCAGGCUUGCAGAGUGCUGGGACUAAGGGAUAUGCUACCAGGGUGGCUAACUAGUAACUUUUGAAUACAGUAGUGACUAAGUGACUACAGUAUUAAUUUAAGCAUAGUCUGACUUAAUUUAAAUAAAAUACAAUUUAAAAUUUGAUUACGAAAGAUAAUUGUCUCUCUCCUACACAGUAAACAACCUUUUUUUACAUACUAAAUAGAUUCUUCAGUAUUAUAUAGUUUAAUUUUAUUUUUAAAAAGCUGGUUAUUUGGUUUGCUGUGCCAUUGUUGUUUUUCCUUUUUGACUUUUGAGAUUAGGAUAAAAAUUAUAUACAUUUGAGCAUCUGAUUUUGGUCAUGAUAUAUUCUGUUUCAGGACGGUUGUUAUUUACAUAAUUUAAAUCCUUUGUGUAGCUGUCCUCUAAUAAAUUACUAGGAAAAGCUUAAUUUUAGAGUGAUUUACGAAGAAGAUAUGAUUAGUUUACAUCAGGAAACUUGUGAGGCUACUGAAAAACAUACAUCUUUACUGUUUUCUUAUGGAUUUCUCUUAAAAUGUAUUUCUAGUUUCUGUUUACUGUAUCUCAAGAGGAAGAAAUUCUGUAUGUUUAUAAUAUACUAGAGUAUUUCUUAAGUAUAAAAUUUUAAUGAGCUGACCAUCUUUACAUCAUAAUGACAGUUGUAUUAUGUUACAAUUGAGAAAUAAUAAACUUGUCAUGUAAAAAUGUCUUUUAAAGGAUUAAAGGUUAGAAAUUGGGGGGUCUUCAUAUUUUUGGUUUUAUUUUUGUUAAAAUUUAGGACAUUAUUUGCUACUAUUGAGAAAUUUCUUUUGAUGGAUGACUCUACAUUUAAAAUUUACAGAAUGACUCACUAAAUAAGAUAUGAUAAUUACACAUAUUUCUCUCUCUGUCUGUCUGUCUGUCUCUCUCUCUCUCUUUCUCUUUCUUUUUUUGUCUUUUUCCUUUUUAUCAGUACCGGGGAUCAAACUCACGACCGCCUGCUUGCAAGGCAGGUGCUUAUGCCGCUGAGCUAAAUCCCCAGCCCCUUUUUUGUCUUUUUGAGGCAGGGUUUCACUAUGCAGUUCAGGCUGGCCUUGAGCUCACUUUGUAGACCAGGCUGGUCUUGCACUUGAAAUAAUCCUCCUACCUCAGCCUCCUUAGUGCUAGGAUUACAGAUGUGCACCACCAUGCCAGGAUUAUACCUAUAUUCUUAUUUCAAAGAUAAUUUAGAAUAACUUGUCAUUGGUACUCUAGAGAUUCACUGGUCUUCGAAUUUUAUAUUUCUUUUUCAAAUUUUAACAUGAAUUGUGAAACCAUCUUAAAUUAUAUUGUAUGAAAACCGAAUCUUGGCCUCUUGAGUGACCUGCGUAACAUUUUUUUCCUUUUGAUUAUGUUUCAUUUUUUUAGAUGUAAGCACAUUCUAUCCAGUAGAAAAUAAUAUGCACGACAUAUUUAACAUGGGGUGGUCACAUACUGAGUUUCUUGUGAAUGUCAUUAUGUGCUGAUUCUGUACUACAUUUUUACAAACGAUGUCAGAACUUGAACAAUUACUCAUCUUAACAUUGUGCCCUACUUAUGGUAUGAUUUUCCUGAGGGUGAACUGGAAUUUUUCAGAAGUAGCAUGGUUUUAAUAAGGAAUCAACACUAUUAUGCAUGUCUGUCUUCUAAAAGAUUUUUAUUUUUAUUUGUAUUAAAUUGACAUUCAGAUAGUUUCACUGUGCUUUAUCACACAAAAGAUUUAACCUUUCACAGGAUUUUGAUUUUCUCUUUCUGUAGUGGGACAGGUAUUGCUAGGAAGAGGAAGAAAGCAAUUAUUAUUUUUAAAAAUUUAUCUACAAGGAAUUCACACGUUUCCCCUGCAGAUCAGAUUUCUGUUGCUGAAGAAUUAAGUUCUGAAUUUUAAUCUGCACUUAAAAAAUGUUAAUAACUACUUGUGAUCUUGAAUACCUGAUGCAUGCAAAGCAGCAGCUAGUAACCACAACCAAGCGCUGGGAUUCUUCUUCUAAGACUAUUGUAGAUUUUGAACCUAAUGAAACUACUGAUUUGGAGAAGAGCCUUCUUAUCAGAUACCAAAUUCCUCUGUCUGCUGACCAGCUAUUUACCCAGUCUGUUUUAGACAAAUCAUUGACCAAGACCAACUAUCAGUCAAGGUUGCACGACCUCCUUUAUAUUGAGGAGAUAGCCCAGUAUAAAGAAGUCAGCAAAUUCAACCUAAAAGUGCAAUUGCAGAUUCUAGCAAGCUUCAUGCUCACUGGAGUUUCUGGAGGUGCAAAGUAUGCCCAAAACGGACAACUUUUUGGUCGUUUUAAGCUUACUGAGACACUUUCUGAAGAUACUUUGGCUGGACGACUGGUGAUGACCAAAGUCAAUGCUGUUUAUUUAUUACCAGUUCCUAAAGAGAAGUUAGUACAGAGCCAGGGAACCAAAGAGAAGGUUUAUGAAGCUACUAUUGAAGAAAAAACAAAAGAGUAUAUAUUUUUACGGAUAUCCAGGGAAUGCUGUGAAGAACUUAAUCUUCGGCCUGACUGUGAUACACAGGUUGAACUUCAGUUUCAAUUAAAUCGAUUACCCCUCUGUGAAAUGCAUUAUGCACUAGAUAGGAUCAAGGACAAUGGUGUAUUGUUUCCAGACAUCAGUAUGACUCCCACUAUACCUUGGAGUCCCAACAGACAGUGGGAUGAACAGUUGGAUCCUCGACUAAAUGCAAAACAGAAAGAAGCUGUUCUGGCCAUUACCACUCCACUUUCCAUCCAGCUGCCACCUGUCCUUAUCAUUGGACCCUAUGGGACGGGCAAAACAUUUACACUAGCUCAAGCUGUCAAGCAUAUACUGCAGCAGCAGGAAACUAGCAGGAUUCUCAUUUGCACCCAUUCUAAUAGUGCUGCUGAUCUCUACAUAAAGGAUUAUUUACAUCCAUAUGUAGAAGCAGGCAAUCCCCAGGCAAGACCUCUCAGGGUAUAUUUCCGAAAUCGCUGGGUCAAGACUGUCCACCCAGUUGUCCACCAGUACUGUUUGAUCUCAAACGCACAUUCCACCUUUCAGAUGCCACAGAAAGAAGAUAUUCUUAAACACCGGGUGGUGGUAGUGACUCUGAACACUUCCCAGUACCUCUGUCAGUUGGAUCUUGACCCCGGUUUUUUUACACACAUUCUGUUAGAUGAAGCUGCUCAGGCCAUGGAGUGUGAAACUAUUAUGCCUCUAGCAUUAGCAACUAAAAGUACUCGGAUUGUUUUGGCUGGUGAUCACAUGCAGCUCAGUCCUUUUGUUUACAGUGAAUUUGCCAGGGAGAGAAACCUUCACGUUUCGUUACUUGAUCGACUUUACGAGCAUUACCCUGCUGAAUUUCCAUGUAGGAUCCUUUUGUGUGAGAACUACCGUUCCCAUGAAGCUAUCAUCAAUUAUACCUCUGAGCUUUUUUAUGAGGGCAAACUGAUGGCCAGUGGAAAGCAACCGGCACACAAGGAUUUCUACCCACUGACUUUCUUUACAGCACGAGGGGAAGAUGUACAAGAAAAAAACAGCACAGCUUUUUAUAAUAAUGCUGAGGUAUUUGAAGUUGUGGAACGUGUAGAAGAGUUGAGAAGGAAGUGGCCAGUAGCAUGGGGGAAGUUAGAUGACGGUAGCAUUGGUGUGGUGACUCCAUACGCUGAUCAGGUGUUCAGGAUACGUGCUGAACUUCGAAAAAAGAGAUUAUCUGAUGUUAAUGUAGAAAGGGUGCUAAAUGUUCAAGGAAAACAAUUCAGAGUCUUGUUUCUUAGCACAGUACGUACAAGACAUACCUGUAAACAUAAACAGACACCAAUUAAAAAGAAAGAGCAACUUCUGGAAGAUUCUACGGAAGACUUAGAUUAUGGUUUUUUAUCUAACUACAAGCUUCUUAAUACUGCCAUCACAAGAGCACAGUCCCUGGUCGCCGUAGUGGGAGAUCCCAUUGCCCUGUGCUCCAUUGGAAGAUGCAGGAAGUUUUGGGAGCGAUUUAUCACCCUGUGUCAUGAAAAUAAUAGUCUGCAUGGGAUCACAUUUGAACAGAUCAAGGCUCAGUUAGAGGCUUUAGAACUAAAGAAGACAUAUGUGUUGAAUCCACUGGCUCCUGAAUUUAUCCCCCGGGCUCUGAGACUGCAGCAUUCCGGAAACAGCAACAAACAGCAGCAAUCACCACCUAAGCUGCCAAACACUGUAUUUCAUGAAGACCAAGUAAAUUUCUUCCCUACAGUUAUGGGGAAAAGCCUCCAUCAUACCCAAAAUGAUCAUUUCCAGAAUGAUGGAAUUGUUCAGCCCAAUCCUUCUGUACUUAUUGGCAAUCCUAUUAGAGCAUUUACUCCUCCACCCCCUCUUGGACCUCACCCAAAUUUGGGAAAAUCUCCAAGCCCUGUUCAGAGAAUUGAUCCUCACACUGGGACAAGUAUUCUCUAUGUACCUGCUGUCUAUGGAGGGAAUGUAGUUAUGUCGGUGCCUUUACCUGUACCAUGGACAGGAUACCAGGGUAGGUUUGCAGUUGAUCCUCGAAUUAUUACACAUCAGGCAGCAAUGGCCUACAAUAUGAACCUCUUACAGACACAUGGACGGAGGUCUCCUAUACCUUAUGGCCUUGGACAUCACCCACCUGUCAGCAUAGGGCAACCACAGACUCAGCAUCCUGAGAAGGAUCAGCAUGAACAAAAUCGAAAUGGUAAAAGUGAUACAAAUAAUCCUGGACCUGAAAUUAAUAAGAUUCGAACACCAGAGAAAAAGCCCACAGAACCAAAACAGGUUGAUUUGGAAUCAAAUCCACAGAAUAGAAGUCCUGAAUCACGUCCUGGUGUUUUUUAUCCCAAUACCAAAUUUCCUCGCAAAGAUAAUCUCAACCCAAGACACAUAAAUCUUCCUCUUCCUGGUCCCCAUGCACAGUAUGCAAUCCCUAGUCGUCAUUUCCACCCUCUUCCCCAGCUGCCACGACCACCAUUUCCAAUUCCACAGCAACACACCUUGCUAAAUCAACAGCAGAAUAAUUUGCCUGAACAACCAAAUCAAAUGCCACCACAACCAAAUCAGGUAGUCCAGCAGCAAAAUCAGUUGAAUCCACAAGUCCAGCAGCCACCUCCUCAACUUUCUCCUGCCUAUCAGGCAGGACCAAACAGUGCUUUUUUUCAUAAUGCAGUUUCUCAUCAACCACAGUCUCCUCCUGCAGAGACUGUGAUUCCUGAACAGCAGCCUCCUCCUAUGCUGCAAGAAGGCCAUAGUCCUCUGAGAGCCAUUGCACAGCCUGGUCCUCUCAUUGCUUCUCAUCUGAAUAACUUCAUUGAUGAGAACCCCCCAGGAUUACCGAUAGGAGAGGCUUUAGAGCGUAUACAUGGGAGUGUAACUCUGGAAUCAUUAAGGCAGCAGCAAGCGCGUCUGCAGCAGUGGAAUGAACACCAUGCCUAUCUCAGUCAGGGUGGUAUUCCAUAUCCACACCACCAUCCUCACCUCCAGCAUCUUCCUCAGCCGCCCAUGGGACUCCAUCAGCCGCCAGUGAGGGCGGACUGGAAGCUCCCCAGCAGUGCUGAGGAUGAAGCAGAAACAACAUUCUCGAGGUUUCAAGAUUUAAUCAGAGAACUGUCUCAUCGUGAUCAGAGUGAAACUCGAGAACGAGCUGAAAUGCCACCACCUCAGUCAAGACUUUUGCAAUAUAGACAAGUUCAGGCGAGAAGCCCACCAGCAGCCCCAUCUCCCCCAUCCAGUACAGACCACAGUAGCCCCUUUUCUAACUUUAAUGACAACAGCAGAGACAUUGAAGUAGCCAACAGCCCAGCAUUUCCACAGCGCCUUCCACCUCAGAUACUCAGCUCACCUUUCUCGUUGCCAUCUGAACACCUUGCCACUCCUCCCUUGAAGUACCUGGCACCUGACGGAGCAUGGACUUUUGCUAACCUGCAACAGAAUCACUUAAUAGGGCCAGGAUUUCCUUAUGGCCUACCUCCAUUGCCUCACAGGCCACCACAGAACCCUUUUGUACAAAUACAAAACCAUCAACACGCUAUUGGUCAAGAGCCAUUUCAUCCAUUGUCAUCUCGAACAGUAUCUUCUUCUUCGCUCCCUAGCUUAGAAGAGUAUGAGCCCAGAGGACCCGGUCGGCCUUUGUACCAAAGAAGAAUCUCAUCUAGCUCAGUGCAGCCUUGUUCUGAAGAAGCAAGCACUCCUCAAGACAGCCUGCCUCAGUGUAAGGAGCUGCAGGACCAUGGCAACCCUCCACCUUUCAGCUUCUCAUCCCCAGAGUCCUGGGGGAACACCACCUCAACUGCCUCCUAUCAGAACAUUCCGUGCAAUGGAUCCAGCAGGACAGCCCAGCCCAGAGAAUUGAUAGCUCCACCUAAGACUGUCAAGCCCCCAGAGGAGCACCUGAAGUCUGAAAGCCAUGAGGUAUCCAGUUCCUUCAACUAUAACGUGCUGCAGCAUCUUGGCCAGUUCCCACCACUCAUGCCCAACAAGCAGAUUGCUGAGUCAGCAAACAGCAGCAACCAGCAGAGCCCUGCGGGGAACAAGCCAGCCAUGUCCUAUGCCAGUGCGCUGCGUGCACCUCCCAAGCCCAGGCCCCCACCAGAGCAGGCCAAGAAGAACAGUGACCCCCUGUCUCUGUUCCAGGAACUCAGCCUCGGCAGCUCCUCAGGCAGCAAUGGCUUUUAUUCCUAUUUUAAAUAAUCACUUUUUUUGUCCUCAAGGGGAAAAUGUUUUAAUUUCUGUUUAUAUUAAUAGAAUUAAGGUAGUUGGACUUCAUCUAUAGAUGCACAGUUCUUUGUUUUAAUAUUAAAUAUGUUCUCACUUAAUUGCUUUGCUGCUAGACUUGCAACUAAUUUUUUAAAAGUAUAUUCCAUUAUUUUGCAUUUUUGAUGUGUCAGAAUUUUGACAGCUUUUAUGUAGAAUAAAAAAUAUUUUUAAAUUGGUGUAUUGUUAUAUAUGUUUGCAUCAAGCUAGCAGCUAAGAGGUUAAUUGUGCAACUAUUAAAAAAAGAAAAAAAAGUUUGUCUAAAAUGUAUUUAAAAAGAAAAAAAUUGUAAGUAGCAUUUACAUUUAUUCAAUAAUAUUACGAUAUGCUGGGUUUCUGUACCAGAAAUGGCCAGUUGAUGUACAAAUGUAUGUUAUUUUUGCUCAAAUUCAUUUAAAGUUUUUUAAAAUAAAGGGCAGCAUCUUCGAAAUACUUUAAGUUUUAUCAGCUUUUUUUGUGAAGGAUGCUGCAUUCUAAAACUUUUAUAGUUUUAGACUCUGUGUGAUACGCUGUUGUACUCUCCAUCCACCGUAGGAUAGAGCUGAAGGCAUUCUUUGUAGGUGUAUUUUGUAUGCCACUGUUUUUUGAAGUGUGAAAAAACUUUGGCAUACUUAGUUAUUUUUUUUGGACAAGCUACACUUCAAGCUUGUUUUUAAUGUUAAUUUGAUAGUGUGGUUUUUUUAAACAAAUCAUGAAGCUGAAAAAUUUUUAGGAUUGUUGGUGCUUAGUAGACUUGAUAACUAUUUUAAAAAUGCGUGAAUUUAGUAAAAUCCUUUUUUCUCACUAUGCAUGUGUAAAUGUUUGUAAUCUAGCUUCCCCCUUCUCUAGUGGUAUAAAGAAUUGUGCCGCUUUAAGAUUUGAUUUUUGUCCUCCAGUAAAAAUUUUGGUACCUAAUUUGAUGUUUACAUUAAAAUGUGACAUUAUAUACAUGGCAAUUCAAAUAUUUUGCUAGUUGUUUUAUUUGAGGAACAUCAUUAAAAAAACGUUUGUCGAAAAUUAAUCAAGAUUCAUCAAACUCUGGGGCAGAAAACUACCCUUGUUUCUCAUGUCUUUCAGUUCUUUUGAAUACCCCUAUUGAACAUGUAUAAAAUAUAAAAUUUAAAUAACUAUCUUAAAUAUUCUAUAGUCUGAUAGUUGUCUUGAAUGAGCUUUGGUAAAAUCCAAAGAAAAAUGUUUACCCUCUUACAACUUGUGGUCUUAUGACACAUUUGAAGUGAUGCAUGUCCUUAUCAUUUUCCUAAUCUAGUAGUACAACUUUAUAUUUCUGAAAUCUCUUGAAACUACAGUAUAACUUUAAAAAAAAGAUGAGGCCAGGGAACAUUUCAAAUGAGCCCAACUUUCCUGAGUAUCCAUUAAAAAAUAGCUAUUUAAAAGACUGCUUUUGACAGGCCGCCUCAUAUUCACAGUGCAUUUUAGAAGUGGGGUUGAGAGUGGUAAGGGUAAAGAGAAAUUAUUUACGUCUCUUGUAUGCCUGAAGGUUAGUUUAGGUUGGCCAGCUGCAGUCCUCAUAUCAUUUGGGAUAAAAGCAUGUCUUUGGUUAGAGGUUAGCAAGCUACAGGACAAAUGAAAUGUAUCUCUUACUCAGUUCUACUCUUCUGCCUAGGGUGCAUUUCAUUGGUGUGUGGCUUCCUGUUACAGGCUGCAGGUCUCUGUGGGGUGGCAGAUGGAGACCUGUAGACUACAGACAUGUUAAUGGUUAGUAUAAAUCACAGUUGGAAAACUGAGCCAGCAGCUACAGCUCUUUGCUUUUUCUGUAGGAUAUCACAUUGCCACGUUCAGCUAUGUCAAAUUUUGCUUAGCGUACUUUAGUGAGAAGAUGGAAAAUUUUUUGUGCUGUAUAGCUGUAUAUUUUCCACACUAUGACAAACAUAGCCCAAAUGAAAAUUAGGUCUCUCCAGUGUGAAAAUGUCCAUGAAAAAUAAUUUUUUCAUCAGUGAUGGCCCUCUCCUACCCCCAUGCAUGCCAAUAUACAGCACUAGAAUACAAGUUAGAUAAAUGUUCAACAGCAUUUUAAUAAUAUGAAGACAGAAUUGUACUGUCCGAUCUCUCAGUUAACCUUUGUCAUGAGGUUAUUACCUGAUUUUCUGUUUCCCUUACUUGAACCUUUAAAAAAUACCAGUUUUUAAAUUAUUUAUGUUACUAUUUACUUAAGGAGGUCAUUUACACACUGCCACCUUCUAUAAAUUAUUGAUGAUGGAGCCUUGGAUAAGGAAGCUGUCCAUUUGCUAUGACAUUUUCUUUCUAAGCAGUUAUUUCUAAAAAAUGAACAAUAAUAGCUACUUAUUAGUCUAUUCCUCUGCGCUCAGUCUCCAAGUGUUCAUUUUUUUCUUGUUUGUGGUCAAGGAUUUGAAUGUUGUUUCCAUUGGAUAAUCUUUUCGGUCUUCUAGAUUAAAAGCUUAUUUUUAACCCCUAACAAGCUUCCUCUUUGUCAGCAUUACUUAAUGCCGUAUUUCCAGCACUGCUUUAGAGAAUUUUAUUUAUGCAUAGUUAAUUUGUAAUGAUUUGAGCAAGUAUUACUGUAAGAAUCAUCGCAACUUCCCAUUGAAAUGAGGCAUGGCUUCUGAAUACAGUUGAUGUGCGUUGGCAUUAUUGUAGUUAUUAGCAAAUACCCAUAAGUCAGGCUGAUAAAAUAACUUAUUUUCUUAUUUCUAUACUAGAUUCAACCUUAGAGCUCAGAUGAAACAUAUACAUAUAUUAAUAUAUGGAUUUUUUUAAAGGAAACUUGAUAGCUCUGGGAUAAUACCAAUUAUUACCAACUCCCCUUUUUUCUGUAACAGAUUUCUUCUAAGUGAAGUUAACUGUUCAUAUGAUUUCUUUCUUUCUACUUCUUUGUUCUUUGUAUCACUCUGAAGUUUCCUUGCUCUUGCCAAAACUAUUUUUCAUUUAUUUCACUUUUUAGUUUCAGUGCAACUUGAGAUUUUCUUUCUCUUUGAGUCUUAAAUUCUUUUGAAUAAUAGAAACUUUGUAGAUUAUUUCUGCUAUUUAUUUUCCUGUUAUAAAAAUGAUUUUUUUGUUCAGAUACGAAGAACUUCAUUCACUAUAAUAUGGGUAUUUCUCUGUAUUUUUAAAAAGGAGUUUUGGUUGCCAUCUUGGUGUAUGCUUUGCCAAAUUUUUAGAGCAGAGCUUCUUUUUAAUGGUUAAUUAGUAGUUAAUUAUUUACCAUUUAAAUCAAUGUGACCUUAGGUUUUCUUUCUGCACAGAGUUCUGCUUUUCAUGUAGGUCAUCUCAUAUACCAGACUGCUUAGUAUGUUUUUUGUUUUUCGAUUUUGGUUUUUGUUUUUCAUCUGAGAUUUUAAAAUAAGUUCAGGUUUGAUGUAGAUACCUAGUCUUUUUAGUUCAAACAAUUGCAGAAUAAUUGAAAUAAGCAGAAUCUCCACUUAAUAAGCAUUACCUAUUAAACAUAGUAAUCUCUAACACCUAUUUAUGAAAAUAUAGGAAUUGAUGAUCCUGAGAAAGCUAAUUGAAUUAUCUAACUUUGAGAUAUUUAUGUACAGUAUAGUAUUAUGUUGGUCUAGUGUAGAUGAUUUUGUUUUUAAAAAUUUUCAUCUAAGAGCAAAACUAUAAACGAAUAAGAAUGUGACUGUCACCACCUUGGUCAAGAAAAAGGGUGUGGAAAUAAUUUCUAGAUAAAGUUUAGUAUUUCAGCUAUCAUUAUUAAGAAAAGUAAAUUUCUUGAGAUAGUCAUUUAAAAAGAGACACCCAUGAUAGCAGUAUUCCAUUGUGAAGUUGUCUUUAAACAGGGAAUCCCAGACAAUGUCUAUAAAAUAUAAGGCUAAAUUUCAGUAUAGUGAAACAUACAUAUUGCUGCUUUAAAAGACUAGCCUGCUUUUUCCUAUUUGCAACUCCUCAAAGGUUCUGAUUUGUUUUUUCUGACUUAACAUUAUUUCUUGCUAAAAAUCCUUCUUAAUAUUUGAAAAUCCUUAUUUCUACCACUAGUCUGUACAUUUUCCUGAAUCUUGAGGUAAAUAUCUUUCUGCAUCUAAUUUGUCUGUCCCCUCUGCCAUUUGAUCUAUGUUCAAACUGCCUGGAAGCUAGAAAAAUGGAUAAUAGUCUAUUGAUUUCUUAUUCAGAAUACCGCUUAGUGGUGUCAGUCACAUAUUAUAAAGAUACCAUCUUGAAAGAAUAAGUGGCAUAUUAGUCCUCAAAGUGCUCAUUACAAGAAGCUUCUCACAUUGUCCAUCGAUUGGAGGUUGGACGUUUAUUUGCUGAGACUACUCUAAAUCUGCUAAAUUCACAAUUACCAUUUUCAUCCCUGUGUAAUUAGCAAUCUCAAGACUCGUUGCAAGGACUAAGUCUUAGCAAUAUUUAACAUUCUUACAGAAUAUUCAUAAAAUGGCACUAAAUUAUUACAUCAGGUGAAACAAAUCAAAAGACAAUUUUAAUGUAACAUUUAAAAAUUCAUACCUAAGGCAAAUGCCUGUUUUGGAUUUUCACUGAAGGAAGGUACCUAAUAAGAGAAUCUAGACUUAAAAAUGUGAACUGUGGUUAAAUCCUAGACCCAGUUGUACAGUGAUAGUCUAAAGUUUCUCAAACUGGAGUACUGGAAAAACCCAGAGAUAUUCAUAUGCUUGUAGUUUCAGUAAUCACAAUGUUAGACCAGACUUUAUUUGCAGUUUGUUCAACAGAGAGAUUUUAUUUUGAUACAGAUAUUUAGCAUAAAGUAUAAGUUUUAUAGAAUUCUAUGAGUUCAUUGAACAAUUUAUGGAAUUUUCAUUAUGUUCCUGGGCAGUCUUUUCAACUGUUUCUACCUCACAUACGAGGUCUCUUCCGUAUUUUAUUUUGCAUACUAGCAUGUGAUUGCCUGCCUUAGAACUGUGUAUAGGAAAGCAAAUCAAUAUUACCUUUUAAGAAAUUUUUGAUUUUUGAAAAAUUAUUUUCACAAAUACUUUUUUAAUGUCCAUGAGAAAUAAAGGGGAAAGAAUGGAAACAUACAUUGGUUCAGCAGAGUAGUAUCUAUAUACACACCUGUCAUGUUUUAAGAUUUUAGAAUCGUGGCAGUGAAAGAGAAACAGGGAAGAAAGAAAUAAGGCAGGAAAAGUAGUAUUCACACUUUAGUCAGCAGCAGGCUUACUUAGAGGUUUUGUUGAAGUGCAGGUUGCUGAGCUUUACCCCAAUUCUGAUUCUAGGCUGCAGUCUGACCACUGGCAUUGGCAACAAGUUUCUGGCAGUGCUGGUGCUUGCUGGUCCAGGAAUUGUGCUUCGCACAUCACUUGUCUCUAGAAAGUUUGAAGAUGUUUCUAACAAUGCGUUUAUUUACUUGAGAUAAAAAUUGAUCUCUUGAAUCAUUUUUAGAAUUUUGAUUCCCUGAGUGGCACAUUCCCAGAGAAAGAGCUCUAAGCCUUUGGAUUGACUGCCACCCCCUUUUUUCCUCCCCUGGUGGGAUCCAUGCUGCUCUUGUCAUUACGAUGAAAGAGCUCUUUCAUUUCUAGAGUGAGAUUGGUUUUAUGUACAGUGCUGCCUGGGCUUUGGUCUGGAAGCUGUGCGUUUGUUUGAUGUGCUUAGAGUCAAUCUUGAUGAUCCGUACACAUGGAGAAUAGUGGAAAGAAGCCAUCUGAAGGUCACGAGAAUGCACUUUGCAUUUAUUGAGGCACUAAGUACAGGAGUCCCUGUCCUAAUAUAGUGGUGACAUGGAGCAUUGAAAAUGAUAGGUAAUAACCCAAAUAAUGUGUAGUUUUCAUGGUGGUUUUUUGGGGGGGAGGGGCUAGGGGAUGGUGAGGGGGAAGGAUUUGCUUUUCAAAUUGUGUGUUUCUCAGGUUAAAGUUAUUUUGGAUUUCUGCCAUACCAGCAGGUGUUAGGAAGAGUCUGAGGUGCUGUAUGUGGCAGAAAAUGAAUAAUUGUUUCUGAUUUCUUUGCUACCUUUAAAAAGAAUCUGUAUAUGUUGCAAAACAGUCUAGGGGAAUCGGCCACCUAACAGCAUGAGUUAUCCAUAAAUCAUAGGUGCACAUGUAUGAGCAAGUUAUUUUUGAGAAAGAAACUGCCUAUCACAAUCUUGACAGGUCUUUGCAUAUUUUCACAUUUGUGUAUUGUUGUUGCUGUUGUUGUUGUUUUAAUAUUCACCCUGGACUGUACCUUGGGGAGUAUUAGGCUCUGCUUCUGGUUUUUUGUUUCCCUUUGAAUUUACUGAGAUGCUAGCAAGAGAAAACCCUAACUUUAAGGUAAUAGACUAUAGAAUGAUUUAGGUGUAGGAGUAUACAUGAUGACCAUCAUACAACGCAUGGCUUUGGAGUUCUUAAUUCUGCUUCAAAAGCUUGAUGACCUUUGGCGAGGAUUGUUCAUAUGUUCAGCUCAGGUUCCUUUAUGUAGUCCCAACUUAUAGGGAACUUUGGUUUAUUUACACUUUGUUUUGCGUGGCACUACGUACGCGAAGACCUCUUUAUAUCUUUCUGUAGGUCAGAGAACUCUUUUGCUCCAAAUUAAACUCCCAAAGUGUCAGUUACACUUGAGAUUUUAUGUAUCCAGACCACACCUGAUCCUAUAAGUCUGUGUAUGGGACAUUAUGUACAUCAUGUACUGUAUCUGAUUUCUGUGCCAGCCAUCUGACCUGAUUCUUUGAAACCCAUGAAGGUACUUGCUAUAUGUAGUGUGUAUCCUAGGAUUGAUUCUCUAAAUUACAAAGGUAAUGGGUUUUGCAUUUUAUUAAAUGAUCCUAUUAUUAGUGACAGGAUUUUUUGUAGUGCUUCAGAAAUACAGUUCUUACCUAAACUUGUUCAGCUAGCUUCACAGGAUCAGUUGCUUAGUAAAUUCAUAUUGGUUCUUACUUUGGAAAAUGUUUCUAAGGGGGACUGUAUAAAACAACUGGUAAGUUUCCAUCUCUUCAAAGGACCAGUUGCGUGGCCAUCUAAUAAAGCAUAUUUAUGGCAAAAUUAUUUUUCUUUGCAGUAAAUGAUACCUCAUUUAAGAGGCUCUAAUACCUAAAGAGUUUAUUCUUAAGUAAAAAUGACUUUGUAUAAUAGUAUAACCCCAAAACUACUCUCUAGGGUUUUAUUCUUCCUCUGUCUUUGUCUUUUCUUUUAUAGCUUAAUUUCUAGAAUUACUUUAGCUACUUUGGUUUCUUAGUACAGGUUUUCAACUUGGAGUCUACGGUUCCUACAGUGUGAUCAUUGUCUCAGUGAAGUUCUUUUGUUUUAAAAAAUUCAUGGUAACACAAAAUGUAUUUUACUGCUACAACUAAAAUGUAUUUAUAAUAAAAUGCCUUUUUAAUAA